Rhinolophus ferrumequinum (greater horseshoe bat) is the source of this 4725-nucleotide messenger RNA. It is a transcript of the gene CDKAL1, whose product is annotated as CDK5 regulatory subunit associated protein 1 like 1. The record is from RefSeq and is a predicted model, not a curated record. Gene Ontology annotation, biological process: tRNA methylthiolation. Gene Ontology annotation, molecular function: 4 iron, 4 sulfur cluster binding; tRNA (N(6)-L-threonylcarbamoyladenosine(37)-C(2))-methylthiotransferase activity. Gene Ontology annotation, cellular component: endoplasmic reticulum. The transcript has 17 exons. Bases 270 to 1997 code for a protein of 575 amino acids. Lineage: Eukaryota; Metazoa; Chordata; Mammalia; Chiroptera; Rhinolophidae.
GCGUAAAUAACGUGGCGGGACGUAUGUGUCAUGGCGAGCUCCAUCUGAAGUCUCCGCAGGUUGGGGAGAGCGGCGUGUGGUCUGUUUCACUUUGGACUGACUCUUCUUUCAAGAGGAUUUGAGACUAAUCGCAGGCAAUCAAGAUUGCUCUUUAAAGUGAGGGUAAUAACACUACCUGCCUCAUGGAGUUGUGAAUGGUUAAUGAGGUGAUCCUGUGAGAACUUGCUUCGUGUCUGGACAUAGUAUUAGUAGUAGUACUACCAAAGAAGAUGCCAUCUGCAUCCUGUGAUUCACUGCUGGAUGACAUAGAAGAUAUUGUGUCACAGGAAGAUUCAAAGCCACAAGAUAGGCAUUUUGCAAGAAAGUACGUUGUUCCAAAGGUGCGAAGGCGAAAUACCCAAAAAUAUUUACAAGAGGAAAACAGUCCACCAAGUGAUAGCAAUAUUCCAGGCAUACAGAAAAUUUGGAUACGAACAUGGGGUUGUUCUCAUAAUAACUCAGAUGGAGAAUAUAUGGCUGGACAACUUGCUGCUUAUGGAUAUAAAAUUACAGAAAAUGCAUCAGAUGCAGAUUUAUGGCUCCUGAAUAGUUGUACUGUAAAAAACCCUGCGGAAGACCACUUUAGAAACUCCAUUAAAAAAGCUCAAGAGGAGAACAAGAAAUUAGUGCUCGCUGGAUGUGUUCCUCAAGCCCAGCCUCGUCAGGACUACCUGAAAGGACUGAGUAUCCUAGGGGUUCAACAAAUAGAUCGAGUAGUGGAAGUUGUGGAGGAAACAAUUAAAGGUCACUCUGUGAGGCUGCUGGGUCAGAAAAAGGAUAAUGGAAAACGGUUGGGGGGAGCACGACUGGAUUUGCCUAAGAUUAGGAAGAAUCCACUGAUAGAAAUCAUUUCCAUCAAUACCGGGUGUCUCAAUGCUUGUACCUACUGCAAAACUAAACAUGCCAGAGGAAAUUUGGCCAGUUAUCCAAUUGAUGAACUAAUAGAUAGAGCCAAGCAGUCCUUUCAAGAGGGUGUGUGUGAGCUAUGGUUGACCAGUGAAGACACUGGGGCUUACGGCAGAGAUACUGGCACCCAUCUCCCCGCACUACUGUGGAAACUGGUGGAAGUGAUUCCUGAGGGAGCAAUGCUGAGGCUUGGCAUGACAAAUCCACCCUAUAUUUUAGAGCAUCUGGAGGAAAUGGCUAAAAUCCUUAAUCAUCCCAGAGUCUACGCUUUCCUGCACAUACCAGUCCAGUCUGCGUCUGACACUGUACUCAUGGAAAUGAAAAGAGAGUACUGCGUGGCCGACUUCAAAAGAGUAGUGGAUUUUCUGAAAGAGAAAGUUCCUGGAAUAACUAUUGCUACAGAUAUUAUCUGUGGUUUUCCUGGAGAAACAGAUCAGGAUUUUCGAGAAACAGUGAAACUUGUUGAAGAGUACAAAUUUCCAAGCCUCUUUAUUAACCAGUUUUACCCAAGACCAGGAACUCCUGCUGCAAAAAUGGAACAAGUUCCCGCACAAGUGAAAAAGCAAAGAACAAAAGACCUUUCUGGAGUAUUUCAUUCUUACAAUCCAUAUGAUCACAAGAUUGGUGAAAGACAGCAAGUGUUAGUAACAGAAGAAUCUUUUGAUUCCAAGUUUUACGUUGCACACAAUCGAUUCUAUGAGCAGGUUUUAGUGCCAAAGAACCCCACAUUCAUGGGGAAAAUGGUCGAAGUGGACAUUUAUGAAUCAGGAAAGCAUUUUAUGAAAGGGCGGCCAGUAUCAGACGCCAAAGUAUACACACCAUCCAUCAGCAAGCCAUUAGCAAAAGGAGAAGUCUCAGGUUUAACAAAGGAAUUCAGAAAUACACUUGGAAAUCACCUGAGCUCAGUACUUCACACCUCUGCUGCAACUCAGCGGGACUCAGCGAGUUCCAGAACGGUGCUGCAAUUGCAGAGGCUGCGUGCGCUGAGGAUGUCUGUGGGCCUGGCUCUGUUUGCUCUGCUUUUUGCUUUUUUUGUCAAGGUCUAUAAUUAAAACUCAACUAAAUGAAGCAUCUUUGAAGAAGAAUAAAUUCCUAAUUAAAAUCUUCAAUGAACAGGAAAGCAACCACAUCGGUUCUCAAAGGCCAUUAAUUUAUGCUGGUCUCACUGCGUCCUCUUCAGCCACACUUUUUAAUGAGGCUCACCCUGUCUCACGUGGAGUUGGGCCCAUUGGUUAUUUGAUCUAAAAACUAACAACAGCUGCCAUAGCAUAUCUUUUAAAUUAAGCCCCUUUUGGUUUAUUUUUAGCAAGAAAUGCAAAUGGUUUUAUCUUCUUUAAAUCUCCAAUCUUGAAGUCAGAACCUAAUCAUACCGUGUGCCUACUCACCUUUUUCUUAUGUGGGAAGAAUUUUCCAUCUUUAAUAAACAUAUUUAAAUGUACCUUCCUGUUUACACUUUGUUUGGAGUCCCGAUGCUACGAACAUCUUAUUUUUCACAGCAGAUGUGUUUCUGAAACGUUUAUAUUGAAACCUUUUCUUGGACCUUGAAUCCUUUUGGAAUGCACAGGGAGUCUGCCAGUUAAAGGACUCUCGGCAACAGUUUGAGAAGUGUGAGGAAUCACCACUUCUUUGGUGCCCACCAACUUUCAAAAACUAGAUCCGUCUAAAACAAGCCGUGCCCUUUUUCUGACCAAUGGCAACAAAUGUUCAUUUUUGACCAAUGGCAACAAAUGUUCAUUUCUACCUGACAUCAUUAGCCUUUUCUAAAUGAAGUGACUCCUUUCACGAUAAAAGAAAUUGGUGUAAUAAGCAAAUCAUAUGACUAUCAGAAUUUAAAGAAGUUACUUGGAUUGUAUCAACACAGGGAAAUGAGGUGCCCGGUGGUUAUCAUAGGACAUUUUUCAUCUUUAAACCUACCCUCCCACCCUGUUCAGCUCUUCCUUUUAUCUCGAAACAUUUUGGCCUUUUAUGUAUCUUUUAAGGAAUACAAAUUAAAAUUGAAUCAUGUUAUCAGUUGGUGAGUGUGAAAAAGAAACAGAAUUUUAGCGUUAGUACAUUUCUCCCAUAACUGGUUUGUGAAUCCAAGAGAAAGUCACAGUGAAAAAGCAAAGGAUCUGCCCGAGAGUCCUACAGAGGAACAUCCACUGUGGCUCAAUCACCCGGACUCCUCAGUCCUGCAGAGUGUAGGAGCCUGGCAGGCACUUCCUUUCUGGAGAUACAUGCAGUCAUUUUUUUUUGUGAAUAAACAAAGUGCGUUCCUGUGUGGUACAUAUUUCUGAAAAACCUAGCAGAAGUGAAAAUACUACUCCAAGCCUAGAGUCACACUAUGUAGGACAUAAGAAAAGCUUUAUACCUCUAACCCGGUUGGAGACAGAAAGUUUUUCUGUUUCCCAAAGCUCACUCUUUCCCCACCAUUUUCCUUUCACCCGCCUCAUCUAAUUUUUUCUUCUUCGCUAACUGUAUGCUUUUCUUUCCUCCAGUCUCCUGCCUUCAUUUUUCCUUCCUGUAAGAGGAUGAUACACCUAGCCGUCCAGCAGCCCCACUGCCACCUCACCAAACCUGGUGGGGAUCCUCAAGGAUUGUUUCGAUCAUACAGGAUGCUCCCCACUCUGCCCCGACUGUUUCUUACCCCCAGUUAGGCUGCAACUCCGCUCUGCUCUUUGUUCCAGAAAGUUACUUAGCCACUGCUCUGCUGCAGGGAGCACAUCAUACAUGGUAUUGGUCAUUGUAUUUAUUGGUGCCAGUUAUGAUGGGAGUGGCAGGGGUGUGGAAAUCCAGCUUACUUUUCUCCAGGACGUCCUGCCAGACGGAGAGAGGAGAGAAGUGUGUGGUAGGUAUCGACAGCACAGUUCUCUGUGGACAGGACUCUGAAUGCAACUGUGUCAGGGAACUGGAAGAGCAAGUGUGGUCGUCAGUAGCAUCAUCGCCUUUCCAGCUCCACUCCUUCCUGCUCUCGGUGGUCGCCCUGGCUAUGUGACCUGCUUUGGCCAGAGCAGGAGGAGUGGAAGUGUCAUGUCUUUCUCUGCGGCAGACACGUUCAGAGCCCACAUGCAGUCUGCCGUGUGUUCUUCCCACCACCAGGGUAAGCGUGUGCACACAUGCCAGGACGAAACCUCUCAGCCUGGGUCCCGAGUAAUGUGAGGAGCAGAGCCCUCAUGUGAGGGCCAGCAUGUGCUAGGCGUGCGUCAAACAAGAAAGGAGCUUUGUCGUGUUAAGCCUCUGAGUUUUGGGAGUGAUCACUAGAGCAUGAGCUGCCUAGCCAAUCCCGACCCAUACAGAUGAUAGGACAAUUCAUCUGCACUUUGUAAGUAUAACUGUUGUACCUCAUGUUGUCUCUUCAUGUUUUCCCUUAGUACCAAAAUUCUUUUCUAAUUUUUCUUUUUUCUUUUUUUUCAUCUGGCCCUCUCUGCUGAAAAUGGGAAUUUAUAAAAAGAUCUAUCUUGGUCUGUUCAGGCUUCUAUAAUAGAAUGCCAUAGACUGGGUGACUUAAACAACACAAAUUUAUUUCUCAUCGUUCUGAAGGCUGGAAAGUCCAAGAUCAAGGUGCUGGCAGAUACAGUAGCAUGUGAGGGCCUCCUUCCGGGUUCAUAGAUGGCCAUCUUCUGGCUGUAUCCUCAUGAUGGAAGGGACAAGGCAGCUCUCUGGGUCUCUUCUUACAAAGGCACUACUCCCAUUCAUGAGGGCUCCACCCUCAACCUGGUCACCUCCUGAAGGCCCCACCUCCCACCAUCACAUUGGGGAUUGGGUUUCAACAUAUGAAUUUGCGGGCACAGCACACAUUCA